ACAAUAUUUUUGAAAUAUUUUUUUAUUUUAUGGAUUGAUUUACCAACUUACUUCUGAGAGAACCUUAAAUUUAUCUUUUUAUUUAGGCUGGAAGUUCAAAUUAUCAACUUUCCAUGUGAGUAUAAUUUGUUAAAACUUGACUCGGUUGCCAGUAUUUUUUAUACUAUUUUACUGACCAAUUAAUAUAUUUAUAUUCAGUUGGGCUUUGCCAUAUCUACAUAAACUUAUUUACUAAAUUAUACAUAUAUAACACAAACAAUAUGAAUUUUAUCUGACACUGCUGAUUGUUGCAAAAAGUCGUUCCUUUGCAUUAUCAACUUUACCAAACACGUUUUCUCUGGGUCUCUUGCUUCAGGACCUCUAGGGAGAACAGUUCAGAAAUAUUGGUGAAGGUAUCCAGUCAGAAGUAAAUAGUUAAUUAAGUUAUAGCUGACACUGGACCGAUAAAAGUUGGACCCAAUUUAAUUUGGUAUUAAGCACAGCAUUCGUAAUCUGCCUUGCCAAAAAGGUUCCCAAUUUUGUCGCUGCAAUAAUAGUCCAAUUACAAGGGCUGGAACGUAUAUAGUUAGCUUAUAUGCAUGGACAUUUCUAUAACCAUUUCGGCCCCUGGGACUUAAAAAAUUCCCUCCAGGCUAAGGGUGAAAACUAAUGCUAGUUAUAAACUAGUUUCCUCCCAGUACAAGCAUACUGUAUAUUUUAUAAUACGAAACAAACUGUAGUUUCUUGCGAAAACCACUGUAGUUUUUUUUCUGAGAAAUAACAGUUUGUUUCCAGAAUACAUUUUUGCAAAUCAAAUUUGUGCCUCAGAAAGCCCCGGAAUAUGAUUUGCUGCAUUGUACUAAGGUUUGCUUAGGAGGGGGGAGGGGGAUAGGGGUGGUUGCCAAUUGAAACAGCAAUGACCAUACAUUAGGUCAUUAAUUUCUUGUUUUCCCAAUUUCCAAUCGUGUUGAUAUAACUGUAUAUCAACAUGGAAAAAAUGUUUUAUAUUUGUUUUAUAAUAUAGCACAAAAAAUAUAAAGAAAGACAUUUUCCGAGUUUCCGUAUUGACAUUGAGUUAUAUCAACACAGCUUUUAGCCAAUCAGCGUUCAGAAUUUACAAAUGCUAUAUUAUAAUCACUUGUCAUAUAAUGAAUAAUAUUUCAGAUUGUCACAAUGGAAAACUUUAAACGUUAUUACUCUGAGAGAGCGCCUUUGUUCGAAGAAAUUGACUGCAUGGAUCCAGUUGCAUUUUACGAAGCGAAAGGACAGUGGGCUAGAGACAAAGCUGUGCAUGUUGAGAAAGUUAAAAUAUAUCAUGAAAGAUUACGAGAUUGCUAUCAGAGGGAAGAAGUGAAUUUUCGAGAUAAUUGUAAGAAAGAAAUCGAUGACUACUGGCAAGCAUUUCAACUGUUUAAAAGAGAUGGUAAAUAUUUAUGUAUAAGAUUUAGUCAGACCUACACAUCCGGCACCUAAUAUAUAGACAGCCUUAUAUAUAGUCGCAGCAUUUCUUGGGCAUAUCACGCGAUGGCGUUUCAUUCAAACUGGUACAAACCCAAAAAAUAUCUGUGCAAGAUGAAGUACUAGCCGUUGCGAACGUUUCUUAUUGGUUAAACACUUACAUUUAUAUUUGAAAUGCCCUUGGAAAACCUCUGGAAAAAGGAUGAAAAAAGUGCUGGAAAACCCUGGAUUUUUUAAAUUAUGAAGAUGUAUAAACCCUGAAAUUACUGUAUAGAAUAGGAUAACCCAACUGCAAGCCGACCAUUGAAGUUAUUGUACAAUGAAUCAGUUUAUCAACCACAUUAACCCAUUGAGCCUCAAUGCGUUCCAAUUUUUUUUACUUGUCCAACACCAGAUGAUUUUACUUGUCAAUGGGGAAGCUUGCAGCUUAAUGGGUUAACAUAAUAGAAGUUGAUACUAUAAACAAAAUAGCAACUACUAUAUAUUAACCUGAAAUUGUAAUGAAAAAGGUAACAUAAUUACGUAAACAUUAGUCCAGGGCUGCAAAUAAAUAUUUGACUUGACAGGACAUUUGUCCGAUCACUUUUAAUUUUGGUCGGACAUAACUUGAAUUUGGUUUAAACUAAUUUUGUCGGACAUAUAUGUCACAAGAUAUAUAUAGGCUAAGUCACAAGACAAGUAUGUAUAGCCAUUCCGGCGCAACGUUAAAGUAAAAUGCUAGAAUUAUGCCUCAUAAGUUUUAUUGCAAAAUGCAAAUUGAGUGAAUUUGCAAUCGAAUUUUGUCACAGCAAAAAAAUGUAUAAUGUGACAAUUUUUUUUGUGAUCUGACCAAUUGUUCAAAAUUACUUUUGCUCGGACAUUUGCCAAAUUUAGUCGGACAUUGUCAGAUGUCCGACAGUAAUUUGCAGCCCUGUUAGUCAGAAAAGUUAUGGAUUUUUAUUUCAUUUUCAGCCAAAAUGCAACUAGUUUUUCUUACAGUUCCUUAAAAAAAUAGCGAUUAAUUUUGUUACUUGUAAUGAAGAACGUUACAGCAUUGUUUAUUGUGUACAUUGCCAAAUAUUUUAUUUCUUCCACAGCUUGGGGUUAUACUGACGGUGGAAAUGUGAACGGCUACAAGCCAAGACAUGAGAAAUUUAUUGAAAAAGCUGUCAGAGAAAUGGGACAGUAGAAGUGUUAUGUUGAAAGAUAUGUUUAUCCAUGGUAACAUUUACCCUUGUUUUGACUGAGAUUAUGUCAAGCAUUAAAAUUUUAUAACUUAAUUCUUUCAUUGUUUACUUGGUUAAUGGAU
Messenger RNA from Paramuricea clavata, 2725 nucleotides. The record is from the annotation of a GenBank genome assembly. Lineage: Eukaryota; Metazoa; Cnidaria; Anthozoa; Malacalcyonacea; Plexauridae.